Megalobrama amblycephala (Wuchang bream) is the source of this 4290-nucleotide messenger RNA. RefSeq names its product tetratricopeptide repeat domain 39C (gene ttc39c). Gene Ontology annotation, molecular function: protein binding. Gene Ontology annotation, biological process: otolith morphogenesis; cilium assembly. Lineage: Eukaryota; Metazoa; Chordata; Actinopteri; Cypriniformes; Xenocyprididae. The coding region runs from base 404 to 2140 and encodes 578 amino acids. The transcript has 15 exons. The record is from RefSeq and is a predicted model, not a curated record.
AACUGCAAGGGGUUAACUAGUCGUUUCCUGGUUGGAGGCAAAGGGCGUGUUACUGUCUAGACUCUAGAGGAAGCUGUCAAGCUUGUGUUUUAAAGCAAAAAUCGGUUCAGUCACCUACAGCACCUCAGUGGGGUGAAUGAGAAGCGGAUACGGGACAAUAACGUCACUGCUCUCUGUUGCUCCUUUAAUAUUGCGUAACGCGCGAUGCUGAUAUGCGAACGACCAGCUGAUACUUCACAGCUCACGGCGGCCUGAUGGAGGGGACGAUUGCGGAUCUAAAAACAUCUUAGCAUCGCAGAUUGGACACGGAAGGGAUCAAACUAUAUCCAGACGACAUAUCACCAGCGGUUUGCUGUGCAUUGCAGAACCGGUUUAUUGGCGUAUAAAGGAGUAAACAGAGAGGAUGGCAGGCCCAGAUCCCCCGCAGCAGCAGGUUGAGGAGAACGCCGAGCAGAUAGAUGACGCCGAGCUGGCGUUUCAAGGCAUCAAUAUGCUGCUCAAUAAUGGCUUCAAAGAAAGCGACGAACUCUUCAGGAGAUACAGGACCCACAGUCCUCUGAUGAGCUUCGGUGCCAGUUUUGUCAGCUUCUUGAACGCCAUGAUGACAUUCGAGGAGGAAAAAAUGCAGAUGGCCAGCGAUGACCUGAGGACUACUGAAAAGCUUUGCGAGAGUGACAACGCCGGCGUCAUCGAGACCAUCCGCAACAAAAUCAAGAAGAGCAUGGACUCUCAGAGAUCAGGAGUGGCGAUUGUGGAUCGUCUUCAGAGACAGAUCAUCGUGGCUGACUGCCAGGUUUAUCUCGCCGUGCUGUCCUUCGUCAAACAGGAACUCUCAGCAUACAUCAAAGGAGGCUGGAUCCUCCGUAAGGCCUGGAAAAUGUACAACAAAUGCUACAGUGACAUCAGCCAACUGCAGGAAGCCUGCCGGAGACGAUCCUCCGACCAGGAGGGGGCGCUGCCCUCUGAUCAUGCCAACCACAACACCUCAACUGAGAGUGGCGGCCGGGUAACAGAAGAGGUUCUGGAUCGCCUGAAGGGUUCGGUCAGCUUCGGCUAUGGGCUCUUUCACUUGUGUAUUUCGAUGGUGCCUCCACACCUGCUCAAAAUCGUCAACCUGCUGGGCUUCCCUGGAGACCGUCACCAAGGUCUUGCCUCCUUAGCUUACGCCAGCGAGAGCAAAGAUAUGAAAGCACCUCUUGCCACUUUGGCCCUCUUGUGGUACCACACUGUGGUGCAGCCCUUCUUUGCGCUGGACGGCGCUGACUCGCGAGCCGGGCUCCUGGAGGCUAAAGCCAUUCUGCAGAAGAAGGCAAUGGUCUACCCAAACUCCUCUCUCUUUAUCUUCUUUAAAGGACGGGUGCAGAGAUUAGAGUGCCAAAUCAACAGUGCGCUGGCAUCAUUUCAGGAUGCUCUGGAGUUCGCCUCAGACCAAAGAGAGAUUCAACAUGUGUGCCUCUAUGAAAUUGGCUGGUGCAGCAUGAUAGAGAUGAACUUUGAAGAUGCCUUCAGGUCUUUUGAGCGACUGAAGAAUGAAUCCCGAUGGUCGCAGUGUUACUAUGCUUACCUCACUGGAGUAUGUCAGGGGGCUUCUGGUGAUCUAGAGGGAGCCAAAGCUGUUUUUCGAGAUGUCCAGAAGCUUUUUAAACGCAAGAACAAUCAGAUUGAGCAGUUUGCACUGAAAAGAGCAGAGAGACUGAGGAAAGUCCCCCUUACACGAGAGCUGUGCAUUCUGGGUGUUGUGGAGGUGCUAUACUUAUGGAAAGCUCUUCCAAACUGCUCUUCCUCCAAACUCCAGCUUAUGAACCAAGUGCUACAGGGGCUGGAUGACCAGUCAAGUCUGGGCCUCAAACACCUGCUUCUUGGUGCUAUUCAGAAAUGUCUUGGAAAUAUUAAAGAUGCUGUUCAGUCAUUCCAGCUGGCAGCACAGGAUGAAUACGGCCGUCUGAAUAACAGCUACGUGCAGCCAUAUUCCUGCUAUGAGCUGGGCUGCGUGUUACUGGCUAAACCUGAGACUCUGAGUAAAGGAAGAUCAUUACUGCUUCAGGCCAAGGAGAACUACACCGGGUACGACUUCGAGAACAGACUGCAUGUCCGUAUCCAUUCGGCCCUCGCCUCCAUAAAGGAAGUGGUCCCUCACUGACCCCGUCCGACCUCCAAGUGCACCGUACUUCGACCGCUCCUGUCCAGCACUUUUCGAAAUGAAAGCCAUUUGAAGUAAUCAUGCUUUUCUGGAGGGAGAAACUGAAAGUCAGCGGACUUUAGCUGACAGAGGCCAAUAUUUUUCCGCCUAGUAUUGAAUCACUGUUCAUGUAGCUGUUGAUCCCAACGUUAUCGAAUUUUCACGUUCACAUUUACACCCACAUCAUAGUGCAGAUACACAGAUUUUGUGUGUUCAGGAUUGAUCGGAAGUGCAGAAAAACAUAACUCUCACAAAGAAACACGAUAAAUAGAGUAGACCAACUGGUCUACUGGUUAGAUCCUUUCCCAUAGCUUGCGCUAUCAUACAAAUUACAUUAGCAUGGGAUAGAACAUAGAUAACAUUAACACAUAAAAAUGAAAAAUGUAUUGUGUAACGCUUUAACCCUUUAAUAAAUAAGAGUAUCCAACCUUACCUGUAUGUUAAAUCAAGAUUGUAUGCACCAUUGUGAAGUUGAGUGAUCGACCGAUAUGAGACUGAAAUGGCCAGUGCUCUGAUUUUACGUAAAUGUUGAAUUAUUUUAAUUUAUUAUUUUUUAGCCCAAUUUGAUUAAAAUCUAAAAACUGAUUUUACAUUAUUGUACUACUGGUUUGGACUGGUUUUCUACUAGUUUGGAAUAAUUAAGAUUUUAGUUUUAAUGCAUUUGAAAGAAGAUUUAUUACGUUUUGAAAUAAUUCUUUUCCAUUUGAAUACAUUUAAAAAUGUAAUUUAUUCCUGUGAUGCAAAGCUGAAUUUUCAGCAUCAUUACUCCAGUCUUCAGUGUCACAUGAUCCAUCAGAAAUCAUUCUAAUAUGAUGAUUUGGUUCUCAAUUAUCAAUUAUAAUUGGUACUCAAAUAUUAAUAAUGGUAUCAAUGUUGAAAAAGGUUUCCACAAAAAUAUUAAGCGUUUUUUUUUUUUUUUUUUUUUUUUUUUUUUUUUCCAACAUUGAUAAUGACAAGAAAUGUUUGCAGCAUAUCAUCAUAUUAGAAUGAUUUCUGAAGGAUCAUGUGACAUUGAAGACUGAAGUAAUGAUGCUGAAAAUUCAGCUUUGAUCAUGGGAAUAAAUAACAUUUCAAAAUAUAUUAAAACAGAAAAUAGUUAUUAUAAAUUGUAAUAUUUCACAAUAUUGCUGUUUUACUGUAUUUUUAUAAGAUAAAAUGCAGCCUUGGUAAAAGAGACUUUUACAUUAAAACAUUAAAAAAUAUAAAUUUAUUUGAAACAUUUGACCGGUGGUUGUGUGAGUGUGCGUGUUAAAUAAAUAAUAAAUAAAUAAAUACAAUAAAUCCCCCUGCCCCCAAGCAGGCCAGAAUGGUCUAAUAUUUUUUGGUUGAAUCAGUCUGGCUGAUAUAUCGGUUUGUCACUGAUCUAGUUGAAGACACUUUUACAGGUUAAAAUGCAUUGCAUUCAAAGUAGCCUGUUUUCAUUGUAUUUAUAGCAAGGUUUUUAACACUAGGGUUGAUGAUUACAAAGGGGUCAAAAGGUCUAAAGUAUGUCAGGGGUCCUCUGGUGAUGCUAGAACAUAAAUUUGACUAAUUUCAUCUCAUCUGUUCCUCUGUGUAUUAAGUUUGAGAACAGCAGCAUCUUUGCCAUAACUUAUGUUCUCUUGUCCAGACAUUUUCUGAAGUGCACCCAUGCACAAAUACCAGAGGAGGUCAAUUGAUUUUGGACCUUGUUUUUGACAAGCCGUAUGUUGUAUUUGUUUGUUUUUUUGUGCCAGAUGUUCUGUAAUAAUAUUCUUGGCCCAAGCUUCUUAUUUGUAGACUUUUAACAGCACAUCAGUAUCUCCUUUUGAUGAUGUCACCUCUAAAUAACUUGAAAUUAUUUUGAGUCGGUGUAUAUAUUGUGAAAUUGUUGUGAAAUUUGCACCUUCUUAUUUUCUUGGCCCCGUAGAUGUAAUAUGUCUGUCCCACCAGUGGGCUUUAUUCACUACUGUACAUGAUUCUCUAUAAAAAAAAAAAGCCACUCUGGUCUCCCUCUCGGUAACUCGAUCUGAAGCUCAAAACAUGUCUUCACUGUGAAAUGUGUCAAUAUUGGAUGUUCAGGGUAUUUAUACCUUGUGAGGACAAUAGAUUUAGGAAAUUUCAGUAAUAAAAUAACAAAACUUGCCAUCAAA